Molecule: messenger RNA, 1893 nt
Organism: Anopheles nili
Lineage: Eukaryota; Metazoa; Arthropoda; Insecta; Diptera; Culicidae
Exons: 4
Coding region: 1-570 (189 amino acids)
Source: RefSeq, a predicted model, not a curated record
AUGUUGCUCCAGCUGGACGGGGAUAUUGGGGAGGUGCCGGUUCGGCGGUCACGAGGAAGUGAAGAAUCCACCACCCCACCACCAUCACCACCACCACCCACGAACGACACCACCCACCCGUACGCGGACGUCCCGAUGGCGGCAGUUCCGGUUCCGGCCACCGAACAGCCCGCCCGAAAAGUCGACAUUUUGCUUUAUCCAACAGUUUCACCGGAAACGAUCGUCGUACCGAUCCUGUCCUGUAUCGUUGGCUUUCCCAUUUUCGCCCUGCUCGUCAUCUGCUGCCUGCGGCGAAGGGCGAAAAUUGCUCGCGAACGCGACCGGAGACGGAACUUCGACCUGCAGGCCAACACCAUCACGCUCGUGCGCUUCAACUCACACCACCUCAGCAACCAGCGGUCCAUCCUGCUGCAAUCUGGCGAUAGUCUGAGCCGCGGCUAUCCGUCACUCGAUUUGGACACGGUGUACGAGGAGAAGAGUGACACGCACUGCAGCAGCCAGCUCGACUCUCCGGCUGCCCACAUGCUGCUGACGGAUUCACCCCCGGACUCGGACAACGAACAGUGCUAGCAGUUGGAGAGUCCGGUUCGGGAUCGGGCACCAAGCCCGGAUCCGGCCGGACCGUUGCUUGGACCUCCACGCACCCACACCAUCACCGGUACGAUCGCGACGGCCGCAUACGGCGCGUAUGGCAAGGAUCGGGACGACACGGUGCUGGAACUGGUCCGAGGUAAGAGAAAGCGGUUCCGUAACACCCGACACAAGCGCUUGGCCGUGUCACACAGUGAGACGAACCUGAGUGGGCUGGGUGGGGGUUACGGGAUGGAGCCAGUACAGGAGCCUCCCAAACCGCCCCGGAAACCUGUGCUCGGUUAUGCGGCCAGCUUCGACGAGUCGGCGACGGAGGUGAAACGGACCGCGAGCAAGACGCGAAAAAAAGCCCCACGGGUGCAGCGGCAGCGUGAGGUUAGCGAGGGGAUUCGAGCCCCGCUGUGGUCCACGCUGACCCACGCGCAGACAAUAAGUGACUACGAGUUCUGAACGCCGGUGGCCAAAGCCCUCAGCCAAAGGAGACAACGCUCGAGGCAGCCCUGAUUGACUGGUAGAUAGACAUGAGCAAGAUUUCAAACAAAACUAGCAGCAGCACAUGACUCGAGGGAAAGCGCGAGAUAUUAAUUGUUUCAAUUCCACCCAAUAGAGAGGGUAUUGUUAAUUAGAACACGUGUUGUGUAGGAGUACCUAUCGGACUGUCGAAGAACACCAGUUUCAGCGGGAAACAUAGCGACGCGCACUGAAGUGCCAUUCCAUGGACGCAAUAAAAACGUAACGGGUUAGGAAAACCUUAUUUAAAUCGUAGCUAAUCAUGUUGAAAAUUUUAGCAGACGGACGAGGGAGACAGAGAGAAGAAGAAAAAAACUUUAAAGCAUAUAAGCAAACGUGCAACAGCUGUAUAAUGUAAUGACAGCGAGGACAAAUAAUUCCAAUAAUCCCGUUUACACGUGCGCCAACUGUAGCUAUACAUAUACUUCUAUCUAUAUACACGCAUGUAGCAUAUAUGAAUGUUAUGAAAUCAAGUUUUUCGCUGCGCAGCAUAACACAUUGUUCAAAUAAGCAACGGUUUCCUUGGAUGUUUGGCGUGCUUUUUAGUGUUAAAUUUUAAAGCAACAGGAUAUAAAAAUGCGCCAAAAAUUGGUCAGCGAAGCAAUGGCAUACGAGCCGUAACGAAUGUGGCAAUGGUAAGACUAAAUACAUAUACAAAAACAGAGGAAGGAUAUAUUAACUACUAGCAUACGUUUGGGGCUUGUUCGCUAGCUUCGCGAAAAGCCAACCGGAAAGACGGGUCCGUUCGUGGUUUCAAAGUAUUAUGCAUAAUGGAUGUAUGUAUUCUUUUGU